Molecule: messenger RNA, 5694 nt
Organism: Nezara viridula (southern green stink bug)
Lineage: Eukaryota; Metazoa; Arthropoda; Insecta; Hemiptera; Pentatomidae
Source: the annotation of a GenBank genome assembly
AUGUCAGCUCCGUCGGGACUCGGCCUUCGUGAUGCCCUCGGUUCAAAGGGCAGGGGAUCCAUCCUGAGCGAGAUGGGCCAAUUACUUCACCUCUCACGGCAGCCACCCCCAGGCCGUGUCCCGGUCCACUCCAUCGCUAAUACGCUUCACUUUCUAGCCUUCACUUCUCCAUUGUACCAGCUAACGAUUUCCCAUCCAGAUAGAGUUAGUGAUACACACACACAUACACACGUAUAUAGAGCGCCUAACUACGCCACAGGACGCCGGGUGCUUGUUGAGGUGGUUGCCGGAUGGAGUCUAGUUUGGUCUCGUUACCGCGUUAGCCCAAUACUCCGCAUUACCAGCUGAGAGGAAUCAGGAGAUGUAGCCGGGGAAGCUGAUAGCGGAGAAGACUCUGACGAGGAGUGGAACUACAUUAGCGGGAAAGAGAAUAGGCAGCAUAAUCAGCAACAAAAAGAGGAGCUGAGUGCAGAAGACAUGGAAUCCCAGCUUAAUCCAAAUGCAGCAGAAUUUGUGCCUGUGUACAGCACAACACAAGUGGAGCCAGAUAUUGCCAGUUCCCCACAGAAGGGAAUGGAACGAAGUCUUGAAAAUAUUUCGAUUCCGUCACCGAACGAAUUCUUCAAAGAAAUUUGCAGGAGGCCAUCAGAUAUAGGAGUUGAAUAUGAAACAUCUAUGAAUGGAGAUGCUCUGAACAACUUAUCUACAAAGGCUGUCUUUGGUGAUGACUCUGUCUGCCUGAAUAGUACUGUCGACAGUUUAUCAAAUAAUGAGCCCUUAAAAGAUACUAAUCCAUUUGCCCCAUCGCAAGUACCAAAUUUUGUUCAAGAUCAUUUUUCAAUCCCUGAUGUUUGUGCUCUGGAUGAUUCGUCACAUUCAGAUAUUGACUUUAAACCAUUAUCUCCUGAACCUCAGCAAGAGGAACCUGAGAUUUGUUUCAUGGCUGGUACUGAUAAGCAACCUGAUUUAAUUUCGCCUAGUGCACCUCAUAAUGAACCAGAAAUCAAAGUAAAUGAGAGCAGUGCUAAUGAUGUAUCGGAAAUCACAUUUGGUGAUGGAUUAAAUGUGGAGGAAAUCAUAAGGUCAAAACAAGAUUCUCCGCUCCUCAGGGAAUCCCCUGAACCUGGGCUCGGAUCUGGUGUGGAUAAUAAUGUUGAUGCCACCCCUGAAGAGAAGACUGAUAAAGUGUAUGAAUUUUGUACCAUCCAAAAAACUUCAGAAGUGGAAAAUUCUCUCUUAAAUCAUGCUCCAGCUGAUGGAAUUUCCUCCCAUCAAGGUCCAGAGACAUCAGUUGAUAGUGAUUCAGACCAAGACGAUGUUCUGGUUUGUCCAAUUAAAAAAGACCAGAAUAUAAUAGAAAAUAGUGAAAAUAAAAAUGAAGAAACCCAUGUCGGGGAUUUUAACCACGAGAAAUAUGGCAAUGAUGUAGUAGAGCUUGAAAAUGAAUUAGUUUACCAUAAAGAUGAAGAAGAUUUUUAUAUUAAAGAUGAAAAAGAAGUUUGUUGUUUAAGGCCAACAGUCAAAGGUAGUUUUGUAAGUGAUCACUCAGAAAUACUUACAGAAAAGAAUAAUGUAGAUACACUUGAUUUAGCUGAAGAUACCUUUGAAAAACUGGAAACUGAAUUCGUUAGUAAAACAAAUGAAGUUGUUGAAGGUGAAAAUAAUGCAGUUGAAAAAAUAGAUGAUAAUGUUGUUAUAGAAUCUUCUGAUUUCAGUCCUAGUGAUAAUGAACUUCAUAAUGAUGACUUCCUAUUAGGCAAACUUGUUAAAAGUGAAUUUAGGGAAGUGUUAGCUCAUGAAGAAGUUGAACAAAGUGUGGACCAUUCCAAUAGUGAUAUUCCAGAACAAAUAAAAGAAUUUAGUAACAUUGUUUCAGAAAUGGAAAAAUCUGUAAGUGGUUCCCUAGAACCAGUUGUUGACUCUUCCCAUGAUGAACAAAUCGAAAAUGAGCUUCUGUCACACUUUGAAAAAUCUAACAAUGAUAUUCUUGAACCUAGCGUUGAACUAACGAGUAGUCCUAUUGAUCAUAUUCUUGAGUCAAGUUCUAUAUCAAAUCAGGGUGAGGAAUCUGUAACUUCUACUGAAAUAUCUCAUGUAGACCUUAUGGAUCAGGAUGAAUGGUCCCGUAAAGUGAUAGAACUUAACCAGGAAAUGAGAGAGUUAGCAAUGGAAACGGAGAGGGAAAAAGCUAUACUUUCUGAAAGAUUCAAGGAUUCACCUCAUCAUGAGAUAGAUUCUGAAAAUGAUGAGCCUGAUGAAAAACUGUCCGUUAAUAAUGAAAUCCAUGGUAAUAAGGUCGGUGACAUUGUGACAGCUUUUGACGACUUGGAGAAGAAACCAUUUGUGGUGAAUUAUGCUCCAGAUGAGGUGACAUCAUAUUAUCAUGGGGAAGAUCCAUUUUCGAUCAAGUCUGUGGGAAUCAAACCUAAUCAUGAUUUAUGUUCAGAAGAAAAACUUGUUCCUAUUUCCUUAGAAGAUUUAAGUUCAUCUAUCACGGAAAAAUCUAUUGAAGAAUCUAUAACUCCAGUUCAGGAGGAAGUUUGUAAAAAACAAGAAGUUCAUGAAGAAUUGAUAUGUCCUAUAAAAUUAUCACCUCUAACUAAAGAAACAAAAGAGGAAAACUCUAUAGAAAUUGAAGAUGAGCCCACUUCACAUCUUAAAGAUCAAAUAGAAAAGCUUCUUAGUACCCCAGAAAAAGACCAGGAAACAACUACUCAAGGAGACUUAGUCUGUCCCAUGAAACAAGAGGUUGACCUAGUAAGUCCCAUGAAACAAGAAGCUGACCUAGUGUGUCCCAUGAAACAAGAGGUUGACCUAGUAUGUUCCAUGAAACAAGAGGUCGACCUAGUAUGUCCUAUGAAACAAGAGAUUGACUUAGUGUGUCCUAUGAAACAUGAGGUUGACCUAGUAUGUCCUAUAAAACAAGAAGUUGACACAGUAUGUCCGAAUGAAGUAAAAGAAGAAAUGGUCGAGUCAGAAAAAGUUGAUCACUUUAUCGGUUUCUCUCCUUAUAACCAAAAAAAUAUUGACUCAGAUAUGUAUGAUACCAAUGAAACAAAUCAUGCCCAUAUUAAUCUGGAUAUUAAACUGGACAAAGAACAAUUUUCAAUGGAUAAAGAACUUGAUGACCAUAAAAGCAAUGUUGAGGAACAGAUGGACAAACUUUGUCCGCUUAGGAAAACAUCUGAAGAGGAACCAAUAAUAGAACUCAAAUCUGAUGAUAUUGAACAGAGUAGCCCACAAGAUGAAAUUCCAUAUACAGAUGAGAUGUCUUCUUCCAUGAUAGACCAUGGUGAAGAUAAGAGCUUACCAGAAGCCCAGUCCAAUCAGUUGGAUUUGGUACAGGAACUGCAAUUUGAAGUUCAAGAGAAACAGACUGAAGGAGAUACUGAAAGUGAUUCUGGAUUUGAAAUAAUAAAUGCCAGUGAAGCAUCAACUGUAGAAAUGGAAAUGAUGAAAUAUCAGUCAGAAAAAGAAGCAGGUGCAGUUAAUGAAAAAUUACUACUUGAUAGGAAUGAAGCUGAGUCUUUUGAAAAACCUGAAGAAUAUGCUAGUAAUGAGGUCGAAUCAAACUUAAUCAGUAAUGAAAUCUUAUCUGAAAAGCCUAAGGAGGAGGAAUCUGUUAUUUCCCAAAAAGUGGAAGUAGAGGUAGAGUCAUCGCCAAAGCACGUUCCCGAGCCCCUGGACAGGACCGUCGAGCAGGAGCUUCAGCCUGAAGAGAAGACAGAGCUGGUCAAUGGCACCGUGACCCCUCCUGCCACGCCCCCCGCCACCCCUGCACCUGGCCUCCAGGAGGAAGCCAAGGAGGGGCUCAUUGCUGCUGCUGUUGCUGCCGCUGGUGCAGCUACAGCAGUGGCAGCAGUAGCAACUGCAGUUUCCGAAUCAAAAGUAGAAGAGAAGAAAUCACCAGUUAAGAAGACUGACGCACCUACUCCUAAAGCUGGUACUGCUACUAAAACUCCUUUGAAAGGCGCAACCACCAAAGCCACUUCAGAAAAGGUUGCAAUUAGUAAAUCUUCAACUCCUAGUAGCAAGCCAUUAACUCCAAGCAGUAAGCCUCUCACCAAACCAUCAUCUCCCUCUGCUAAAACAGCUAGUGCUUCCAAAACAAGCAGCCUUGCUUCUGCCAAGCCCAGCACACCUACAUCGAAAGUAGGAGCUAAACCUACCAGCAGUAAGCCAUCGACACCAACAGGAACUAAAGCUGCUCCAACUGCAGCCAAACCUAAACCAACGGCUGCUUCAACAGCAAAGCCUCCACUUUCUAAGCCUGCCACUUCAGCACCAGCUGCUAAGAAACCUGCUGCACCAUCUAUGACAGCAGCAAAGACUACCACAACAUCUUCAACACCUAAGCCAACAGCAGCGGCCAAACCUGCAGCAGCUGCUAAACCAUUAGCCAGUAAGCCUGCUGCUGCAAAACCUGCGGCUCCUGCUAAGCCUCCAGCUGCUAAGCCACCUGUCAGCAAACCUGCCAUGACCAAGACUACUCCAUCUUCUACUCUGAAGCCUUCCUCACCAUCUCAAAGGCCAUCUUCUGCAAAGGGUCCAGGUGCAGCUGCUGCCCCUCAGAAGACUACUCCAGCAGCAGCUAAACCUCUUGCAAAACCUGCUCCAGCAAAAACUACUACUGCUACUAAGCCUCCAGCAAGUACAACUGGUGCUAAGCCUGCAGCCAAACCGCCAGUUAAAGCUGCUCCACCUGCCCCUAUCAAUAAAAAACCUGCAGCACCUACUGCUAUAAAAAAACCAGCUCCCACAGACAAGAGUACUAAGGAGGCUAACAAUAAAUUGACUGCUAAGACUGCUUUGAAUAAGAAAAUUGUAGAUAAGAAAGUUAUAAGCAAAAAGGAAGUUAUCGAUAAUGAGGAACUUCCAUCUCAAGUGGCCAUUGUUACCACAACAAAUGGCCAUAUCUCAUUGAUAGAAAAUGGUAUGCCUCCAGUCGAAAUCGCGGAGGAAGCAAAUUAAUAUGUUUUCUAUAUUUUGAUCAGAAUAAUGUAUAAUAAUUAAGCAUCACAUCGAUGCCGACUGUUGUAAUUUUUUUUUCUCCAUUUUUGCUUUAAGUAAGGUAUGUGGCCUGAGUUGUAUUAAUAAUCAUAGGACACUAUGUAUAUAUAUAUUAUUGAAUAAAUAGUCUUAUAUUAAUUUUGUUUAUUCAAAGGUAUUUUAAUGUAUAAUUGUAGAAAUUUUUAUUUGUUAUUUCUAAUUUGUAAAUAUUUAAAAUUAUUGUAUUUAAAACGUUUACUAGGUGCUUGUGGCUUAAAAACUAACAAGUGUUUUAAUUUAAAAGCAUUAUGACUGUGCACUUUAUUUUAACAAUGUGAGGAAAUAGAGAUAUAUGGAAGAUGUUGCAUAUUUGAAUUUUAUUAUACAUGAUAGCAUUUAUUUUGAGAUUAGAACAGAGGUUCUUUAGUGUUAAUGCUUAUAAUUUUAUUAUUAUUACUUUACUAUUACUAUUAAUGCUGGUAUCUGUCAUUUUUAGUUGUGUUGCCGUAUCUUUUCAUUGCUUUCCUUGCAUUUUGUCCUUUAGUUAGUUUUAUAACUUUUCAGUUUGAAUAUUUUUUUUUUCAAUAGGGCAGAAUGUCUUAAAUUAUUUUAUUUAUAUGGAACAGUAAUAAGUGUUUUAUUCAGCACAAAUCAUUUUUAUACAAUAAACAUAUUAUUGGACUAAAUAAAUGCCAAUAGAAGAAU